Messenger RNA from Notechis scutatus (mainland tiger snake), 711 nucleotides. Lineage: Eukaryota; Metazoa; Chordata; Lepidosauria; Squamata; Elapidae. The record is from RefSeq and is a predicted model, not a curated record.
CGCACAAACAGACACAAACACAGACACAAACAUAUACACACACACACCCCAGACGGUUCGCGAUGUCCCGUUGGGCGCUGCCCUGCGCGUUGCUGCUAGUCCUCAUUGAGGCCAGCCGGCCUGCCGCGCCGCCAAACGGGCUGGAGAAAGUCCUGGAGGAUUUCCACGGGCGGAAUCUGGUGCAGGCGGCCUUCCGUGGGGAGGCCGUCCGGGAAUUGGUGGAGGAGUUAUUGAUGGGCACCUACAUCGAGUUGGAAGUCGACCUUGUCCAAACGGUUUGCAGGAAACAUCAAUGGAGGAGUCAGAAUUGCCAGAUCAAAGCCGGUGGCGUAAGUACACAAACACGGACAAACACACACACAAAAGUACACACAAAAACACACAAAGGUUACGGACUUUGUCCCCUUUCCUGGAACCAAAUCUUGCAUAACACAACAAGUGACAAAGCCAUCCUUUCGCAAGCCAAACCUCAAAAAAGAUACCCAGGAAACUCUCCUGGAAAAGGGACCUCAGAGGUCAUCUAGUCCAACCUGCUGCUUGAGCAGGGGACCCUGGACUGUUCAGAACCGAGGGUUGUCCAGUCUCUUCUUCAAAACCUCCAGCGAUGGAGCAGCCCGACUUCUGGUGGCGGGCAGUUCCGCUGGUGAAUUGUUCUUCUCAUAGAACGGUCUGGUUUGAACCAUUUUGAGGCAGAAUGGAUGCAUUUUUCUU